GUAACACUGGAAGGAGUAAUUGGCUGCUGGCUGCAGCACCGCACCGCAAACUGGACCCGCGUUUCAUUACGGAGAUGAAAUAACAAAAGUGUCAGGAUUUUUAUCCUCCUUUUUUUUUUUUCUUUUGUCUUUCGGGAGUUUUCAGUUUGUGAACGUCUGGAUCAAACUCUAAGAGUCAGCCCCUCUCUCUCCACUGGAACCGCUGUAACCUCCUCACACUGGAAAUAUAAGCUGAAGUAAUGGAGAAGUCAAGACGGGGACAACAGUUAGCACUCAGCCUCCUGUUUGGGUUGUUGUUACCGAGCUGUGUAACCCAGACCACGCCGUCAAAUGCAGCCACGAAGACGACGGUGAAACCCACUGCGACCCCCCAGCCUCAGACAGAGCGGCUAAAGGUCCGACUGACAGGAUACCCCCGAAAACACAACGAGGGCCGAGUGGAGCUUUUCUACAAGGGGGAGUGGGGAACCAUCUGCGAUGAUGACUUCUCAAUAACUAACGCCAACGUGCUCUGCCGCCAGCUGGGCUUCGUGUCCGCCACAGGAUGGACACACAGCGCCAAGUACGGCAAGGGCCAAGGGAAAAUCUGGCUGGACAACGUGCAGUGUAACGGGGGGGAGAGGAGCAUCGACCACUGCAAGUCUCGAGGCUGGGGCAACAGCGACUGCACUCACGACGAGGACGCUGGAGUCGUGUGCAAGGACGAGAGGAUUCCCGGCUUUUUGGACUCAAAUGUUAUCGAUAGCCAGGUGGACGAGAACCGAGUGGAGGAGGUUCGGCUCCGACCCGUCGUCACCACAGCCAAAAAGAAGCUGCCGACCACAGAGGGUGUCGUGGAGGUGAAAUAUAAAGACGGCUGGGCCCAGAUCUGUGACCUGGGCUGGACGAUCAAAAACACCCACGUGGUCUGCGGCAUGCUGGGAUUCCCACACGAGAGGAAAGUCAACAAGAACUUCUACAAGUUGUAUUUGGAGCGUCAGAAGAAUUACUUCCACCUCCACUCGGUGGCGUGCACAGGCACCGAGGUCCACCUGGCAGCCUGCCCCCUGGAGUUCAACAAGCCAAACGCGACGUUUGCCUGCCACGGUGGCAUGGCGGCUGUCGUCAGCUGCAUGCCGGGGCCGCUGUUCACGCAAAACAACAGCUUGAAAAAGAAACUUAAAAUAUCGAGCAACGUGAGGCUGAAGGGCGGAGCCAGGCUGGGCGAGGGCCGCGUGGAGGUGUUGAAAGACAACGAGUGGGGAACCGUGUGCGACGAUCGAUGGAACCUUCAGUCGGCCAGCGUCGUCUGCAGGGAGCUCGGCUUUGGAAGCGCCAAGGAGGCUCUGACCGGAGCCCGCAUGGGACAAGGGAUUGGUCCGAUCUACAUGAACGAGGUGAAGUGCCUCGGUCAGGAGAAGUCCAUCUGGAACUGCCCCUUUAAAAACAUCACAUCCGACGACUGUAAACACAUGGAGGACGCCGGCGUCCGCUGCAACAUCCCCUACAUGGGCCUGGAGAACUCGAUCCGACUCACGGGGGGACGGACCCGUUACGAGGGCCGUGUGGAGGUGCUGAGCUCGGACUCGAACGGGACGCAGAGUUGGGGUCUGAUCUGCGGAGAGAGCUGGAACACCAAGGAGGCCAUGGUGGCGUGCAGGCAGCUGGGCCUGGGCUACGCUAACCAAGGCCUGCAAGUCCGGAUAGUGGGCGGCCGCAGCAGUUAUGAGGGCCGAGUGGAGGUUCAGGUUGGGUCCAAGUGGGGCACAGUGUGCAGCACAGGUUGGACCACGAGGGAAGCCAUGGUGGUUUGCAGGCAGCUAGGGCUCGGCUACUCCAUGCAUGCCAUCACUGAAACCUGGUACUGGGACAGCAGUAACGUGACGGACAUGCUGAUGAGCGGCGUGAAGUGCACAGGAAACGAGAUGGCACUGAGUCAGUGUCAACACCACAAAACAGUCAGCUGCCAGAAAGCAGGAGCUAAGUUUUCAGCUGGAGUCAUCUGUUCUGAGACGGCCUCUGACCUGGUCCUGAACGCCCCCAUGGUCCAGGAGUCGGUCUACAUCGAGGAUCGGCCCCUGCACAUGCUCUACUGCGCCGCCGAGGAGGACUGCCUGUCGAAGUCAGCAGCCAAGGCAGACUGGCCGUACGGACACCGACGGCUGCUCCGCUUCUCCUCCCAGAUCCACAACAUCGGCCGGGCCGACUUCAAGCCAAAGGCCGGGCGGCACUCAUGGGUCUGGCACGCCUGCCACGGCCACUAUCACAGCAUGAACAUUUUCACCCACUAUGAUCUGAUGAACUCAAACGGAACCAAAGUGGCCGAGGGACACAAAGCCAGUUUCUGUCUGGAGGACACCGACUGUCAGGAGAGUGUUUCCAAGAGAUACGAGUGCGCUAACUUUGGCGACCAGGGCAUCACUGUGGGAUGCUGGGAUCUGUACCGUCACGACAUCGACUGCCAGUGGAUCGACAUCAGUGACGUCAAACCUGGAAACUACAUUCUGCAGGUUGUGAUCAACCCCAAUCAGGAAGUGGCCGAGAGCGACUUCACCAACAACGCCAUGAAAUGCAACUGCAAAUACGACGGCCAUCGAAUCUGGCUCCAUAACUGCCACAUUGGUGACGCGUUCAGCGAAGAGGCAGAGAGGAGGUUCGACAAAUACCCGGGACAGCUGAACAACCAGAUCUCUUAAAAACAAUCACCGUAUGAGAAACAAAGAGGUUUAAUAAACAAAAUCACACCACAAAAAUAAAAGACACAAAUUCUUCAUGUGCCAAAACAGACCCUCCCCCUCUCCCCCCCUGUAUAUGUCAGAUUAUUUGUUGUACACAGUAUUUGCAGUAUUUUCCUCUGGUGAACGUGUUAUUAUACUUGAAUAUUCAAGUGCUAAUGUUUUUGUGGAUUUUCUUCUUUCAGUCUAAUGUGAGCAACAGAGAUAAAGAUUUUAAAAGGUC
Molecule: messenger RNA, 2937 nt
Organism: Paralichthys olivaceus (Japanese flounder)
Lineage: Eukaryota; Metazoa; Chordata; Actinopteri; Pleuronectiformes; Paralichthyidae
Source: RefSeq, a predicted model, not a curated record